Messenger RNA from Rhinolophus ferrumequinum (greater horseshoe bat), 2608 nucleotides. It is a transcript of the gene DBT, whose product is annotated as dihydrolipoamide branched chain transacylase E2. The transcript is spliced from 11 exons. Bases 47 to 1495 code for a protein of 482 amino acids. Lineage: Eukaryota; Metazoa; Chordata; Mammalia; Chiroptera; Rhinolophidae. The record is from RefSeq and is a predicted model, not a curated record. Gene Ontology annotation, molecular function: acetyltransferase activity; lipoic acid binding. Gene Ontology annotation, cellular component: cytoplasm; mitochondrion.
AGGCAACUGCGAGCAACCGCAGAGCAGUUGUCAUUUCCGGAAUAAGAUGGCCGCAGUGCGCGUGCUGAGGACCUGGAGCCAGAGUGCUGGGCGGAUGAUUUGUGUCCGCUACUUUCAAACAUGUAGUAAUAUUCAUAGUUUGAAGCCAAAAUAUGUGUGUUUCUUUGGUUAUCCUUCAUUCAAAUAUAGUCAUCCACAUCAGUUGAUGAAAACAACUGCUGCUCUACAAGGACAGAUUGUUCAAUUCAAACUCUCAGACAUUGGAGAAGGGAUUAGAGAAGUAACUGUUAAAGAAUGGUUUGUAAAAGAAGGAGAUACAGUGUCUCAGUUUGACAGCAUCUGUGAAGUUCAAAGUGAUAAAGCUUCUGUUACUAUCACCAGUCGUUAUGAUGGUGUUAUUAAAAAACUGUAUUAUAAUCUAGACGAUAUUGCCUAUGUGGGGAAGCCAUUAGUAGACAUAGAAACAGAAGCUUUAAAAGAUUCAGAAGAAGACGUUGUGGAAACUCCUGCUGUGUCCCAUGAUGAACACACUCACCAGGAGAUAAAGGGCCAGAAGACACUGGCAACUCCGGCAGUGCGCCGCCUUGCAAUGGAAAACAAUAUUAAGCUGAGUGAAGUUGUUGGCUCAGGAAAAGAUGGCAGAAUACUUAAAGAAGACAUUCUCAACUAUUUGGAAAAACAGACAGGAGCUAUAUUACCUCCUUCGCCAAAAGCUGAAAUUAUGCCACCUCCACCCAAACCAAAAGACAGAACUAUUCCUACAGCAAUAUCAAAACCUCUGGUAUUCACAGGCAAAGACAGAACAGAACCCAUAAAAGGCUUUCAGAAAGCGAUGGUCAAGACCAUGUCUGUAGCCCUGAAGAUACCUCACUUUGGGUAUUGCGAUGACGUUGACCUUACUGAACUGGUUAAGCUACGAGAAGAAUUAAAACCCAUUGCUUCCUCUCGUGGAAUUAAACUCUCCUUUAUGCCCUUCUUCUUAAAGGCUGCUUCCUUGGGAUUACUACAAUUUCCUAUCCUUAAUGCUUCUGUGGAUGAAAACUGCCAGAAUAUAACAUAUAAGGCUUCUCAUAACAUUGGGAUAGCAAUGGAUACCGAGCAGGGGUUGAUUGUCCCUAAUGUGAAAAAUGUUCAGCUCUGUUCUGUGUUUGACAUUGCCAUUGAAUUGAACCGCCUCCAGAAAUUGGGCUCCACGGGUCAGCUUAGCACCACUGAUCUUACAGGAGGAACAUUUACUCUUUCCAACAUUGGAUCAAUUGGUGGUACCUAUGCCAAACCAGUGAUAUUGCCACCUGAAGUAGCAAUUGGGGCUCUUGGAUCAAUUAAGGCUCUUCCCCGAUUUAAUCAGAAAGGAGAAGUAUAUAAGGCACAGAUAAUGAAUGUGAGCUGGUCAGCUGAUCACAGAGUUAUUGAUGGUGCUACAAUGUCACGCUUCUCGAAUUUAUGGAAAUCCUACUUAGAAAACCCAGCGCUUAUGUUACUAGAUCUGAAAUGAAGAUUGAUGACAUCCUUGAACUUUUUGAGCUUCCAAAGAAAGUGUAGAGCCUAGCUGUGCCAGCAUAUGUUCUUCGUUGCAAUUUAUAUUAUAAAUGAUUUGUAUUGUAUGAUUAAACUUCUGAGGCACAAUAUGUAUCACUAUUCUGUCACACUUUUUACUGAAAAUGAAUAAUGGUGUACUAGUUCUCUUGGGGCUGUCACAUUUUAUAGGUCAUAGCUUGACUUCUUAAUACGGUGCUGAGGUCUUUGUGUUAAUAGAUUGAAACUGGCAAGAACUACAAAAUUAACAUUAAUAUAAGACAAGUAACCAUAUACAGUAUUUGCCCUAUUUUUUCUUCUUAUUUUGAACUGACUCUUAAUGAAAGUUUUCAAUUAUGCUUAGUUGAGAAAAGGAACUUAUAUACAAAAAUAUUUUCCAUUUCCCCACAAUAAUGCUAAUUGCUGUAUAAUUAUAAAUAAGUGCAAUUAUACUUAGCAUUUAAGAUAUCCAGGAGUAUGUUACUCUAUAUGGAUCACCUGUAAAUGUCUUAUUUAUAUAAAUUAAUCUUUUAAAAGGGAAAAUUAUAAGCGGCUACUAAAAUGCCAAAUUAUAGUUUUAUACCCAGUAAAGAGGGAGGAGAAAGAGAGGAGAGUCUAAUGGGUAAUUAUGGACAUUAAAAUAAAAGAACAAUUUAUAUAGACAUGAAGCUAUCAUGAUCAUUUUGUUAGAGGCCCGCUUUAAUCAGAAAUAGCAUCACAAUGAAUAUGAUCCAACAUUUUGAUUUGCAUUCGGAAAUUCAAUUGCUAAAAAUAUUAUCUAACUGAAAAUUGCAUGUUCGAGUGAAAUUAUGAUUCAAAAUUUUUUUUAAUAUCUACUUGAUUGUUUUCAUAAUGGAAAUGAUUAAAUUAGAAAAUAAUGGAUCAAAUGAAUGUUGUUUUUUAAAUUCAGAUAAUAAUGGAGAGUUGCAAAGAAAAUAAAGUCAUCCAGAAUCCUACCACUAUUAACAUUUUGAUCAAUAUGUCUGUAUACAUAGCUAUUCUUUUUAUAAAAAUGAGAUCAUACUAUACUGUUUUAUAAUUUGGGUUUUUUUAAUGUAACAUUAUAUUAUGGGUAACUUUAGACGUUAAUAAA